Messenger RNA from Poeciliopsis prolifica (blackstripe livebearer), 6443 nucleotides. RefSeq names its product receptor-interacting serine/threonine-protein kinase 2-like. Lineage: Eukaryota; Metazoa; Chordata; Actinopteri; Cyprinodontiformes; Poeciliidae. The transcript is spliced from 11 exons. Gene Ontology annotation, molecular function: JUN kinase kinase kinase activity; ATP binding. Gene Ontology annotation, biological process: innate immune response; positive regulation of canonical NF-kappaB signal transduction; protein phosphorylation. Bases 387 to 2132 code for a protein of 581 amino acids. The record is from RefSeq and is a predicted model, not a curated record.
AUGAGUCGUCAUUGACAGCGCAGAAAGUGUCUCUCUUAAAUAUUCGCGCAGCUCCCGCAGCGGCGUCAUUCCUGCCGUCCUGCAAUAACUCUCCCUCCGCUGAGUGGUCAGCGCGGCUCUACAUCACUGAACCGAGAAUUGAACGCUUACGUGCUCAGUUAUGAUGUUCUCUUAAUCGGUAAAAAAAAAAAAAAAUCGCUGAACGGCGUGGCUGGCUGCUCUCUUUCAGCCUGUAGUUAGCUUAGCUCACUAACAUUCGCGACGUUUCGGUAGGCGAGUAAAUGGGAUAGCUGUUCCUCGUUGCGUUUUACCGCAAGAGGCAGUUCUGCUGUCCGUCCGAGGCUGAGCCUGUGCAGUCCGCACACACCUCCCUAUUAGAGAGCGUCAUGGAGCCGCACGGGGCCGCGGGCUGCGUCAACAUCGGGACCUUGACGAGCACCCUGCCGGUGAUCCCCUACCAGAAGCUGACCGACUUGUACUACCUGAGCAGAGGAGGCUUCGGCACCGUCUUCAAGGCGCAGCACUCCGACUGGAGAACCACGGUGGCCAUCAAGUGCCUGAAGCUCGACUCGGUCGGAGAAAGAGAGAGGAAGUGCUUGCUGAAGGAGGCCGAGGUGCUCCACAAAGCCAGGUUCAACCACAUCAUCCAGAUUUUUGGCAUCUGCAACGAGCCCGAGUUCUUCUGCAUAGUGACAGAGUUCAUGAGCAACGGCUCUCUGGACCAGCUGCUGCACGAGAAGGAGCUGUACCCGGUCCUCGCCUGGACUCUGCGCCUGAGGACUCUGUACGAGAUCGCCUUGGGGGUCAACUUCCUCCACAACAUGACCCCGCCUCUGUUACAUCACGACCUGAAGACACAGAACAUUUUGCUGGACGGAGAAUUUCACGUGAAGAUCGCAGACUUUGGUCUGUCCAAGUGGCGGCAGCUGUCUGUGAGUAAAGGCUCCGGGUCCAAGCCCACCGAGAUGGAGGGCACCGUGAUCUACAUGCCCCCUGAGGAGUACGACCCAUCCAAGACCCGGCGGGCCGACGUGAAGCAUGACAUGUACAGCUACGCCAUCAUCAUGUGGGAGGUCCUGUCCAGGCAGAUUCCAUACGAAGAGGUGACCAACCCCAUGCAGAUCAUGUUCGGCGUGCUGCGCGGGAAGCGACCCGACACCAGCCAGGACAGCCUGGCCGCCGACAUCCCCGGCAGAGACACGCUCAUCAGCCUGAUGACCAGCGGCUGGACCUCCAACCCCGACGAACGGCCCUCCUUCCUCACGUGUUUGAUCGAGCUGGAGCCGAUGGUGAGACUGUACGACGAAAUUGAUUUCCUGGAAGCUGUGCUGCAGAUCAAGAAGUCAAAGCUGAAUUGGAGUUCAGGCUGCUGCUCAGCUCAGCCGCCGGCCUGCAAGAAGAGCAACGAGGCCGGGUCUCUGAACGACCUGAAGGAGCCCGUCACCCCGUGGCCUUUGGGAGCCUCCCAGGCCUGCUGCUCUGGCUUAUACUCCCCCCAGGAAGAAAACGUGUCUCUACCAGGUGCACUCAUCAGCACCAGUCCCGCUUCCUCUAAACAGAGCCUUCCCUCCUCCUUCAUCGCUCCGAACCUGGAGCAUCCGCAGUCUCUGAAGGAUCCCUGCGAGGUCAGCAUUCCCAACGGCUUCCAGAGCGCCAAACCCAUGAACGACUUGAACAUUCCCGUCACGCCCGCCAUGCCCACCACAGAGGCUGACGCAGCCAUGCAGAACCUCAGCCUGAAAGCUGAGUACUCUCCCCCCCAGCACCAGGCCCCUCCCUCCCGGGGCCCCGUCGCCGACUGGAUCUCCACGCGGCGCGAGGACAUCGUCCUCCAGAUGACGGAGGCUUGUCUGAACCAGAGCCUGGACGCGCUGCUCGCCCGCUCCAUGCUGAUGCGCGAGGAUUACGAACUGGUGGUCAACCAGCCCACGCGCACCGCUAAGGUCCGCCAGCUGCUCGACAACUGCCACAAGCACGACGAGGACUUCUGCCGGAUCGUCGUGCGCAAGCUGGUGGAAAACAACCAGGGAGGGCUGAAGCCGUACCCACCUGAGUUCAGCUCGCCCGUCUCGGCCGCAGCGCCCGGUGUGCCGUCCUUCUCCACGUCCUACAGCAACUACAGAAACUUUUAACAGCAGCAGCAGCAGCAGGCGGGGGAAAGCAAACGGAAACUCUUCAGGUUGACGGCACGACACUACAGUUCACACUCCGUGGCUCUGCUCUCAACAUAUUGGCUCUGGUCUUCAUGUGAUAGACCCAACACAAGGUCGAUAUUAUUCUGCCUUUUCUGAUAAGGAAAAGGUCAGAAGAGCUUAGCAGGAUCGGUUACCGGUACCAACCCAAUAUUUAUGCUGAUAAUGAGAUGUUUUUAUGUAACCAAAAGGCUGUAAGACUGUAUCAGUGAAUUUAUUCAAAAUAGGUGUGAUUGGAGAGGAUUCAGGUAGAUUUUAAGGUAGAGAUGCACCGAUCCACUUUUUUUCACUUCUGAUACCGAUACCAAUAUCUGAGGUUUAGUAUUUGCCGAUUUGAUGCAGAAAAACAGCUGAAUUGUCUUCAAACUGAAAAAUUAUACUGAAUUACAACUUUAUUCAAUAUGCAGAGUUAAUUUGAUAACUCUGCAUCAGUACGGCUCACUUAAAUACACAAACCGCUUCAUAAGCUUUGGUCAAACAUGUAAAAACAACUUUCAUUUGUUCAGUCAGUUCAAUUAUGAGUAAAACAGUCAAAAUAAAAUAAAUAGUAGAGAAACUGAAACUGAUAAAAACAAUAAGUUGACUGUCUUAGUCAAACAACAAAUCUUUCUUCAAAUGGUUCAGAAAGUGAAAUCAGAAAUUCUAAAAAUAAUGUAAAAAGAAAAAGCAUGAUGUCACUCAGAACACAUCUCUUUAUAGAUCGGACAUAUUUUCACAAAUACAAGAUUUAUCAUUUUUUUCAAUAUCGGGACCAUUAUAUUGGAUCGGUGGACCUGUAAUUACAGGGUUUAAUUAACAGCAGUACCAAAUGCAGUUUGGGUCUAACUGGUGUGUGUUCAGAGUGUGUACAGACCUCCUUGUUGGUUCUUAUUUAAUUGGAUCGAAGUAGCAGUUGUAUCUGAAGGAAGUAUUUCUUUCUCUGGGUUGUUCGUUGACGCUUCAGUCCAGUUUGAAUUAGUCCCUCAGUCUCUCUGUGUGGGUUCAGACUGCAAUACAGAGGCUAAAUAUGUAGAGACGUUAUCAUAAGUUCAGAUUCAUCUUCAGUCAUAUUGAUCUUGUAUUAUAAAAUACAGAAGAAGAGAUGUGUGUGUGUGUGUGUGUGUGUGUGUGAUGGAUGUUAAAAGUGGGCCAAGAUGAUCAGCCGUUACCACAGAUCUAUAUUAUUGGAUUGGACUCUGCCUAUUAGCCGCUGUAGCCAGAAGCUAAAGCUAUUUUACAAAAAUUGGUUUAAUCAACUUUGGUGAAGUUUUAGUCAAAGUUGGUUGGGGUGCAUGAUAACAAAGAUGCUGAAAAACAACUCAAAACUACUUGUAUUCUGCUUUUCUCACACACACCUGUUGCCAAGGCCACCAGCCAAAAACAUCUGACAGCACAGAUUACUUUGAGGAUUUGCACACCAAAAGAACGUGCAAACAUUAAACCACCCCAAAAAAGCAGGACAUUCAGUGAGUUAGAACUUUAUGUUUUCAGGCUUUAUGUUUAAGUGAUUAGGAGAACUGGCUCAUUUGAACUCCUGCUCUACUGAUGGUCUGUCAGACAUUGGCUGACAGAUUGUCGCCUUAUUUUGACGUUAACUGAACCGAAACACCGAAUUCCUCAUCACUUCUACAUGUUAAGGUUUUCAAAGUCAAACUAGCAAGACUGACCUCCCUCCCACUUUCUCCAAAAAAACAAAAGAAAAAAGUUUUCAAUUAAAACCUGUUACCGACCUCUUAACUAGAUCUUCUUAUCUAUUUGCCAUUGUUUUAACAAUUAAUAGCAAAACAUUUGGCUCUUUUUCCGAUUCUUUGAUUGAUUUAGUCUUUUUCCUGACUCGGUGCUCAGCAACGGCGUUUGUGUGUCGCACAAUAGAGGCUUGACGUCCAGUCCAGUAAUAUGUAUUAUCAACGGUCUUUCUUUUUUCUGUUUUUUUGUUGUUGUUGUUUUUUCUGCCUCUCACUCAGUAUUCCUAUAAUUAUGUAGCUUUGCACCUUUCUGAACUCCUCCAGAAUGAAUUUCCUUCUAAAAACUCCCACAUGAAGUAUUCCAAAAGGCACGUGUGAAGAAAGUCCUCCUCACUCUCUAAGUAGCAACAGCAAACCAAACUCCACUGUACAAGAAGUCCCACUAAUACUGAACGUUUCCUCUACUGUAGCAGGUCCAAACAGCAGCAACCUCUGUAAAUACAACAGAUUUCCCUCUAUUGGGAAGUGAUUAGUAGCGAUCAGCAGAAAUGUUCUGCAGGAUCUACUUCUCAUUUGCACGGAAAGCUGUGGUGCUUCCGCUAAAAUAUGGAAUUCCUUUUCAUAGACACUUUAUUUUUAUAUCAGGGCUGGUGAAAUAUUUUCUUAGACAAAUUUCCGAAUAUGAGUAAACCUUUGGUGCAGCAAAAAAAACUAUCUUAUUAUAGUAGAAAAAUCCAACCUUUAAUUUGAGCACAUGAUGGGAAGCAAACACGACUUUGAAGGCACAUGGAUGAAGUUACAGCAUUUAAUUUCCCUUUGGGAUAAACAAUGUUUUUUUAUUAUUAUUAUUUGAAUUCUAUAUUAAAAAUAAAGUUGGAUCGCAAUCCAGAAGAUCUUAGAGGCCUAAAAGAGAUGCGUUGAUUUGAAAGGGAUUAUUAGGGAAACCAAUAAAGUAACUUUGUUGUAGAUUAUUUUCUUAAAGUUAAGAAAUUAAAGGUUGGAUUUUAAAAAUAAUCGGAUUGAAUUUAUGCCAUAUAAUUUAUUUAAAAGUCUUUUCUUGACCAAACGUUCCUGCUGCUGCAUCUUAUUUUAAAUGCAUAAAGGGAGGAGCAAAACUGGAUCAUUUCCCAUGAUUUAUUAUGACGAUGAUGAUGUCACCAAACCUUUUUUUUUUCUAUUAAUCUGUUGCUUGAAGUCUAGAACCAUCACUGACCACUUCAUCAUCUCUUGCUCAUCCAUUAAACCAUGAACAACAUCCAUCUGCUCUGUCAUUGAAACAAUUGAACGUGCAAAAGUAACAACAAUCCCAAUCAUGCCAUCAGGUUUCUAUCAGUUUCUCAUUAUUAUCAUAUAAUAACUCAUUCAGUCACACUGUGUGUGUCAGAGAGACAAAUCGCUGUAAAACAAGACAACAUUUAAUGCUGAUGAUGUAAGAGUCUUCUAUAGUCAGUGUGGUUAGUGUUUGCUGCUGUGUGCAGCAGUCUGUCUGUGCUCCCUGCAGAAUUCGCUGUAAUCUGUUCACUUCCUGUUUUAUCCUGGUUUAUCGGUAGCAAAUAACACACAAGCUUCAAACGAUGUUUCAUUUUUAAUCAGCUCACUGAAAGAUAUGAAAAGAAAAACUCGCUAAACUUCUCGUCUUCCUACAGCCUCCCUCCCCACUGAAGCGUUGUCGUCGCGGCGACCUGGAAGCGCUCAUGUGCGGGACGUGAUUGGUCGUUUCCAUCUGUUUCUGCAGAGCUGAAUUUGUUUUGACAAACCACCGUGACAUCUAAUUUUUCAGUCCAUUAUAAAAAAAAAAACUUAAAAAAAAAAAACAACUUUACAGCUUCGUGUUACAAAGUUAAACAACAAUUUGCACUUUUCGGACAUGAUGUGAUGUUUGGCCAUUUUUUACUUUAAUCACGGGCCUUACUGUCGUGACUGUGGCCUUCGUUUUCUCCAAUAGGUGCUUAAAUUCCAGUUACUGCUGGGAGAAGUUUCAACUUUCUUCCACACAUGAAGUCAUGACGGAAUAAAAAUCGUCUUGGUCACGUUUCUGGGAAUAAAUACACACAAUGUUUCGAUGCCAAGGUUUGAUCACAAUGCAUAAAAAAAAAAGAUUAUAAGGUGGCCCGUUCUUAAAAAGCAAUGUCACCCCCGAAUCAUUAUUAAGGACCAGGAGACGUCCAUAUGCUUCCAUACGGUGGGCAUGUAUUGCCUUGUCUUUGAAAACUGUGCCUCAUGUUCUGCUUGUGGUCUCGACUCUAAUAAAAGUGAACAACGUGGAAAAGCUCUUCCAGCACAUAUCAAGCAAAGUCGAGGAAUAAAAUGUGACAAAUUUGAUAACUUGUGUAUGUUGUUCUAUAUUUUAUACUGUAUGUGAUAACUGCAUUAUUGUAAGUGUUUGUGAAGUGUGUGUUUUUGUGAAAAGGGAGCAGGGUUGCCUGUUUUGUUGUUGUUUUUUUUUUCAAAACUGACCCAAACUGGUUCACAUUUGUGGUCGACGGUCAGGAAAUGUUUAGGUUGACGUGUGGCUGCAACCACAACUGAGACGUUGUUUUCCAAACGCGGUAUCAUUGACUUAAUUCAAAUAAAUAUUCUGUUUUUA